Messenger RNA from Macrosiphum euphorbiae (potato aphid), 207 nucleotides. The record is from the annotation of a GenBank genome assembly. Lineage: Eukaryota; Metazoa; Arthropoda; Insecta; Hemiptera; Aphididae.
AUGUUGUGUGCAGAUGAUGCGUUUGAACCAGACACUGAAUCACUUCAACUUCCAGAAUCAGCUCUAUUAAAUAUAGAUUCGUUAAGAAGAAAUAGCACUCGCGAAGCAUUUCAAGUACGGGACUAUUUUAAAGAAUAUUUUAAUUCAAAUGUUGGUAGUGUAGUUUGGCAAAUUGAGAGUGUUCGUAAGGGAAAAAAACAAACUUAA